GGGUAGUCAACAGUUGUGCAUUAACUCUCUGCAAUUGGAUAACCCCCUACUGACAAUUCUAACAGAACUCAACAGAAUGUACAAAUUCGUGACUGUCUUGUGCUCGGCUCUGCUGUUGACCUAUGUCUUGGCCCGUCCGCAGGAUGCGCGCGCUGCUAGCUCGAUCACCACAACCACCACACCGGCCAGCAUCAUCCAGCAGGAAAAUGUGAACAAUGCCGAUGGCAGCUUCAACAGCAGUUACGAGACAUCGAAUGGCAUCCGAGUGGAGAACGUUGGCUAUCUGAAGAAGAUCAUCAUACCCAAGACGGAGACCAGCGACGGCCAGGUAAUCGAUGAGCACGAGGAGCUCGUCCUGGUCCAAACCGGCAGCUACAGCUACAGCGAUCCCGAGGGCAACAUCAUCACCCUGCGGUAUGUGGCCGACGAGAACGGCUUCCAGCCCGAGGGCGAUCAUCUGCCCGUUGCGCCGCAAUAGUUGCGUUUGUUUAAUUAAGUAGUUAGCGUUAAGUAUGUAUGCAUAUCUUAUAUGAAGUAUAAAGUAUUACGUACUGGAUAUAGCACAGCACAGCCCGAUGCCAUACGAUCUGUCUGCAACAAUUCAGUUCUUAUGUCACUUAUGGCACUGACAUUCACACUCACACACACCUAUACACCUACACACCUACAUACACCGAAUACCCGAAUAAAAGACCACAGCGAAGAAGUAAUAAAUAAAUGAAUAAAUA
Molecule: messenger RNA, 728 nt
Organism: Drosophila arizonae
Lineage: Eukaryota; Metazoa; Arthropoda; Insecta; Diptera; Drosophilidae
Gene: Cpr49Ag
Product: Cuticular protein 49Ag
Cellular component (GO): chitin-based extracellular matrix
Molecular function (GO): structural constituent of chitin-based larval cuticle
Source: RefSeq, a predicted model, not a curated record